Molecule: messenger RNA, 390 nt
Organism: Didymodactylos carnosus
Lineage: Eukaryota; Metazoa; Rotifera; Eurotatoria; Philodinida; Philodinidae
Source: the annotation of a GenBank genome assembly
AUGGCUAAUGUCGCCAGCUUACCAUCUAAAGAUCUUGAAUGUGGUAUUUGUUUUGAACUGUUCAGAGAUCCAGUAUUGUUACCGUGUGGUCAUUCGUUUGAUCGUAAAUGUAUCACUGAUUAUAUUCGCAUUAAUAGACAACCGACUGUGAAUUGUCCUAAAUGUCGUUAUUUAUUCGACUCGCAUACUAUACUCAUUAAUAAUCGCAGUCUUUUGAAUAUUGUUCGAUCUUUUAAAUCUAUUCAACCAACAAGAGCAACAGUUUAUGAGAUCUAUUUGUUGGGUACAAAUACGUCUAUGCGGUAUUCAGAUGGGCUUAGUGGUUUAUUCGGUGCCAGUCGCCUAGAAUUAGCUGAAGCAUUGAUAAAAAACGUGCUCAAGAACAGGUAG